Syngnathus typhle (broad-nosed pipefish) is the source of this 1911-nucleotide messenger RNA. RefSeq names its product perilipin-2-like. Gene Ontology annotation, cellular component: cytosol; lipid droplet. The record is from RefSeq and is a predicted model, not a curated record. Gene Ontology annotation, biological process: positive regulation of triglyceride storage; lipid storage. Bases 831 to 1856 code for a protein of 341 amino acids. NCBI's taxonomy places the organism in Eukaryota, Metazoa, Chordata, Actinopteri, Syngnathiformes, Syngnathidae. The transcript has 6 exons.
ACAUACAUCUCUAAACAAAAUGAAUUCCUUAAAUCUGAAUGGAUUCUUAGGUAUGUAUGCAGCGUACCCGAAAUGCACUUUUCCAUAGGCAAUACUUAUGUAUGCAUGUGAUUUAUUUUCCUUUUUAAUCAAUUAGGGGAAACAAGGCAGCACAGUGAAAUAGUGGUUAGUACAUCUGCCUCGAAGUUCUGGGGUUCAGUGUUUGAAUCUGAUGACAGAUUUAAAAUGAAAUGAUAGAAAUUUGCAAAAGUGUCCAAAAACCACCGUUUUUAUGUUGUCUUCGUGGUGUUCGUUAAGAUUUAUGUAUGUAUCUCGUUUAGGAGGCAUUGCAACUGUUUACGCUCACCAGUCCUGCCAAUCAACAAUUUUAUUCUAUCGAAAUCUACGAUUUGUUGCAUUGAUUUAGCUGUUUUCCUUCAGAUUGGUCAUCUAAAUUGUGUGUAAAAUAUCUGUCCACCAUUUAAACCACACAUUAUUUUUCUUUAACUUAUCUACAAUGAAAGCGUACGUAAAAUGACAUCGUACCUAUUAAAAAAUAUUUAUCAACAAAUAUGGCCUUUGAACGCUAAAGUCUGUUCACUUUGACUGUCAAUCGCGUUUAUAUGCAGGGUAUUCUAACAGCGCAAAUCGUGUGUUCAUCUCGCGAGAUCUACAACUUAACGAGACCCAAGUUGGCGUUAAUUGGUCAGUCGCCGAAACGUGACGACAAAGUUUUCCCAUAAUUGGUGUUUAGGGGGAGGAAGUGGCUAUUUCCGUUUGGCUAAAUCUUUAAAACCCUAACGUCCUGUCAUGUUCUUAUGUUGUUCCUUCUGUGCUUUUAGGUAGCCAACAUGUCGGUAGACAAACAGACCGCUGCUGCUCGAGUGGCCCAGCUGCCCCUGGUACGCUCUGCCUACGCCAGGCUGUCGGUGUUGUACACGGAUACAAAAAGCAGCGACGCCAGACUGAAACGUGUUUGUGAGGGCCUGGAGAGCAGCGUGACCGUGUUGGGUUCGACGGCUAUUCGCCGAGUGUCACCAGUCAUCUCUAAGCUGAAACCGCAAGUUUCCUUUGCCAAUGAUGUUGCUUGCAAAAGUCUGGAUUGGUUAGAGGCAACCUUCCCUGUGCUGCACACACCCACUGACCAGCUUGUGGAUGAUGUUAGGGGUAAGGUGCUGGAGGUCCAGGAUGCGGUGACCAUUGUGGCACAUGGAACUGUGGACUGUGUGCAGCAUGCAGUGUCAGGUAUCAUGGUGAGGGUGCAGCAAUCAGAUGAGACGCUGGUGGGAAGAGCUGUCACUGCGUCCAGCAUGGGACUGACUUCUGCACUGAAUGUAUCUGAAGCUCUGGUGAAUCGUAUGCUACCACCGCCAGCGGAAGAUAAAAAAGAAGAGGUCGUCUUAGUUGAAGGUUCUAAUGCAGCUGCGUACGAGAGGAAGUACUCGGUGCGGCUGAUGACACUUUCCAUCACGCUGUGCAGGAGAACUAUCCAGCUGGCCGGAGCCAAGAUGCAUUCUGCUCAGAUCAUGGAGGCUCUUUCCACAUCUUCAGGUCAGCGUCGUAUCCUGCAGUCAAGCUGGCUGGCCCUGACGUGGAGUUUGGAGCAGCUCCCAUUUAAUCUACAGCAACAGAUUGUGUCAGCAUUCUUUUACUUCACAGAAAUGUACAACUUAAGAGUCACCCAACAGAGCGGCUCCAACCAAGAUAGUGUGCGCAACAGUGCAGCCGCACCACCAGAGGCAAGUCUAACUCCACUUAGGGGCAGCAGGAAUAGUCUGCAGCCAAAUUCUAACUGGCGAGCGAGGAGACCCGCCAGCAUGUCUGUGAUUGAGAGCCGACUGAGCUCAUCAGGAAAAGAAGUGGGCAUUGUUGACUGAUUUCACUGAGUGGUUGGUGUACAAGUUUAUGUAAAUAAAGGCAAUUUAAAAUUGA